Molecule: messenger RNA, 2414 nt
Organism: Prunus persica (peach)
Lineage: Eukaryota; Viridiplantae; Streptophyta; Magnoliopsida; Rosales; Rosaceae
Exons: 3
Coding region: 1421-2134 (237 amino acids)
Source: RefSeq, a predicted model, not a curated record
CCCAAUGAAAUAAGACCAUGUAAGUCGGGAAAAGAAAGCUAAGAAGAAAAGUUAUAAGAUAAGAGAGUUAAAAAUAUGCAUGCAUACAUCAAAAUGUGCUUUUGUCACAUAUCUACACAUAGUUUCACUUAAAACCUAUGAAUUUGAGCAUACAAUAAAACCAAAACACGAACAACCCCACCUACAAAAACCCUAGAGUCCCCCACUUGUGCACAAUCAUGUGAACACAUUAGAAAAUUAGAAAUACAUAUCAAGUAGGCCACCACCCCUUCCUUAUCUAAGCACCAUUCUUCACUCUAUUGUCCCCCUUUGCUCCCAAAGCCCAAACCCAAACCUAAACAGGAAUCUCUACCAAGGACUUCACCCCCACUCUCGAUCCCCGUGCGUGAUCUCCUCUGCCUCUGCAAGCCAAAAAACUAUACAGUUACACGCGUACAAAAUGCGCGUGGGGGUAAUAAAAGGGUCAAGAUCGAAGGGGAGGGCCCAAAUGACUAAGGGCGUCGCUUUUGCAGAAGGCCCCUCGACUUUUACGCGGGUGCUGCCUCUGCGCUCUCUGCCUCUCUCAGCCUUUCAUCGUACUUUUGUCACGUCAAUCAUCUGCACGCGCCCCGACCUCGCCACUGUGCUUACUCUCUCUCUAUUUCUCUGUCUCCCUCCCCACCGUACGCGUGUCGCUGAGGAAGGGCUAUUUCCGUCAUUUUAGGAUAAGUUACCUCCCACCAGCCAGCUGCAACAGUCCAUAAGCGCAGGUCAGAAAAUUUUCUCCCUCUUUGCUUUUCUUCUUCGUCGCAGGGUACUUACUCAUAUAUCAUAUCCCGAGAUGCGGUGGAACACGUGGCGGGAGAUGUGUGGUGGAUAGGACCCACUUAGGAACUGGAUCCGUCUUUGUCCGUGCAGAGGCUUGUCGGCAACUUAUAUAAGGUUAAAGGUUGUGUUGAUCGUACGGCCAGGAUUCAUGAAUGGGCCAAAACUGAGCUGAAGCGUCAGAGGCCGACCCAGAGCUAUAAAUCGCAGGAUGAGACGGAUAACUGGCAAACACCAAACUACCCAAUUUCUACUUUUUUUUCUUUUAAUAUUAUAAUCACACCUUAUGUUUUUUUUUUUUUGUUUUUUUUUUUAAAAAGAAGAAAAAUCUGCAAAUUUUUGCUACCCAAAAAUUACAAAUCUCUCCCAAAGAAAAGAGGAUUGUGAACUACUAUAGUCACAAUGUUAUAACUCCAAUGCAGGACUUCGAAUGCAAGCGAUAUUGAGGAGGAGAUUUGAAUAUAAGACUUCGAAUGCAAGCAAGUCAAAGCAUACGCUCUUUAAACAAAUCCGAAAACAAUCCCAAGAAUCAUGGGCAGGACAGGAGAGCUCCAUUAUAAACAGAACAAGACCUCCUUACUGCAUUGUCCUCUGCAGCACCAAGAGAUAGGAAGCUAUGGAUUUUAAGAACUUUCAGGAGGAGUAUCUGGAUAUGGUGUUGGUACCAAGUGGGCUAUUGAUCAUGCUAAUUUACCACCUCUUCCUCCUCUAUAAGUACCUCAAACAUCCUCUCUCCACAGCCAUGGGCUAUGAAAACAAGGACAAAAAAACUUGGGUUGGAAAAAUUCUUCAGGGUCAAGAUAGUGCUACAGCUGUCACUGUGAUUUCCACCAAUACAACUGCAACUAUUUACUUGGCAACAAUCUCUUUAACUCUUUGUUCUCUCAUUGGAGCUUGGAUGGCAAAAUCCACCAACAAUUUCUUCCCAAGAGAAAUAAUAUAUGGCAACACAAGCCCAUCCAUUAUUUCUAUCAAGUACAUUUGCCUCUUGACCUGUUUUCUCCUGGCUUUUUCAUGCUUUGUUCAAUCAGCCAGGCACCUUGUCCAUUCAAACUACCUGCUAAGCACUCCAGGAGCUACUUCUAAAGCUGAUGUGAGAAAAGCUAAGAGAGCGGUUGAAAAGGGAAGUGAAUUUUGGUCACUGGGGCUUAGAGCACUAUAUUUUGCUCUUAAUUUUCUGCUAUGGUUUUUUGGACCUGUGCCCAUGUUUGUUUCGUCUGUCACAACGGUUGUGAUCUUAUCUUGCCACGACUUCAAGAGGUCAGAUAAUAAUCAAAAGUGGCCUGCCUCAGCUGUGGCUGUAAAUGAAAGUGCAUUAUUAAUUUCUUGAGCUUCAAGUUUGUAGAAUUGGAUCAAAUUUCAUUGAUCAUAAAUGCAUUAACUUCCAGGUUUUUUAUGUCCUCUGCAACAUAGCCUUUGUUUGCUUUUCUUUUUGGGUUUAAUCUCAAGGUUACAGGAAGUCCUGGAAUUGAAAAACUUGAGGUGUACUUGUACAACUGCCAGUCAAUGUUCGUUUAUACGGGCGGUUUGGCAGGAUGUUUUACACACACGCAUGUGUUUGCUUUACAAUUCUGAAAAAAUAAUUCUAUUUGGUCAACUCAAUCAACCAA